CCCAUCAUCCUCUCUGCUCUCCCCCCCCCUCCUUAAAUCGUUUUCAGAAAGCGGCGCCACGCGCAUCACUCCCGGGAAUUUGGAAAGAAAGUGAGAAAGAGAGAGUGAGUGAGAGCGAAAGGGACGGAGGGGAGGAGCGGGAGGAGCCGAGGCUGGCGGGGCGCCUGGUAUGAACUUAGAAGGCAGCCGCGGCGGUAGCAGCAGCAGCAGCAGCAGCAGCAUCGAGGGCGGCGGGAUGAGCUCGGUGAGCUGCGGCAACGGGAAACUCCGGCAGUGGCUGAUCGAGCAGAUUGACAGCACCAAAUACCCGGGCCUGAUAUGGGAGAACGAGGAGAAGAGCAUCUUUCGCAUCCCCUGGAAGCACGCGGGCAAACAGGACUACAACCGCGAGGAGGACGCCGCUCUCUUCAAGGCUUGGGCUCUAUUCAAAGGGAAAUUCAGAGAAGGCAUUGAUAAACCAGAUCCUCCCACUUGGAAGACAAGGCUGCGUUGUGCUUUGAACAAGAGCAAUGAUUUUGAAGAACUGGUGGAAAGAAGUCAAUUGGACAUAUCAGACCCAUAUAAAGUAUAUAGAAUAAUACCGGAAGGAGCAAAAAAAGGAUCAAAACAACUUAGCCUGGAAGAUCCACAGAUGAUUAUGAACAACGCUUUCACUCUAAAUUCAUCAUAUUCUGCACUACAGCCUCAGGUGCCUAACUACAUGGUACCUCAUGACCGUAACUGGAGGGAAUACAUACCAGACCAGUCCCAUCCUGAUCUUUCAUACCAGUGUACAAGUGUCUCUUUUCCACCUCGUAAUCAUCACUGGCAAGGCCCAUCAUGUCAGAAUGUAGGUUGUCAAGUAACUGGGACUUUUUAUGCUUGUGCACCACCUGAGACACAGACUUCUGGCAUCCCAAUAGAGGGAAAUAUCAGAUCUACUGAAGGUCUUCCCUUGUCAGAUUGUCGAUUGCACAUCUGUUUGUAUUAUCAUGAAACUCUCGUAAAAGAAGUCACAACUUCAAGUCCUGAGGGCUGUAGGAUAACUCAUGGUCAUAGUUAUGAGAUCAGCAGCAUGGACCAAGUUAUGUUCCCUUAUCCGGAAGAUCAUAAUCAGAGGAAAACAAUUGAAAAAUUGCUUUCUCACCUGGAAAGAGGAGUAAUACUCUGGAUGACCCACGAUGGCCUCUAUGCUAAGAGACUUUGUCAAAGCCGGAUAUAUUGGGAUGGGCCUCUGGCAUUCUGUAGCGACAGGCCUAACAAAUUGGAAAGAGAGCAGACGUGCAAGCUUUUUGAUACUCAGAAAUUUUUAUCAGAACUGCAAAUAUUUGCCCACCAUGGGCGUCCAUUACCUAGAUUCCAGAUUGUAUUAUGUUUUGGAGAAGAGUUUCCUGAGCCACAAAGACAGAGAAAGCAAAUUACAGCCCAUGUUGAACCAGUGUUUGCUAGGCAGCUGUACUAUUUUGCACAGCAAAACACCGGACCUUUUCUAAGAGGCUACGAUAUACCAGAACAGAUAACCACUUCAGAAGAUUAUCAUAGAUCCAUCCACCAUUCCUCUGUUCAGGAAUAAACACAGAAACACUGAAGUCUGAAUUACCUUCUGAGACGUAAACGGAAGACAAGGAACUUUGGAUCACAGCUAAAGGAAGUAAAUCAGUACGUUGAAUUUUCCCAGGAAAUCAUCACCAGCUGGAAAUGGACAUGGAAUGCAUGUACUCAAUGUAAGAAUCUAGAACUCCGAGUGAGAACUCUGCCAUAUUUUUGGAAAGCUGCCCUCUGCUUGUGGGAUGAACUGUAAAAAAAAAGACAAAAUACCUGAUAUGUUUACAUGUUCUUAAAUAAGGACAGUGUCUUGGAGACAACCUGAAAUUAUUUCAAGCCACUUGUUAUUUAUUUGAUUUGAAAUCUCAGGGCAAGAAAUUCUAAACCUAAGCAACCAUUUGCUAUGGUAUAAGGCCAUAAGAAUGCAUGUUAAUGGAUUUUUAAAAAAGUUUCAGAUAAUCAAAAUGUUGAAUGCUGUGUGUUUUUGUGUAUGUGUGUGUGUGUGUGUAGAAAAUAUAAUUACAGGUGGGUUUUUUUUCAUGAAUUUUAAAAAAGCUCUUUUUGUUGCUGCUGUUUCCGAAGUGUGCAUGAAUACUAAUUCUGUGGAAUCUAUCAGAAAUCUUCCCAUGAUAAAACAUUAUAUCAUUGUCCAAUAUUUACAUCAUUAUAUCAUUUAAUUUGUAUUAAAUUCGAUGGGUUACGUUUAUUCAUAACAACUAUUAUGCUGAGACUUUAUUCCUAUACAGACCAGACCUUGCCUGAGAGUGAUUUUUCAGAUGGGCUUCACUUUGCAUCCCAUAAUGGUCUAGAGGUCAUGGAACUGACAUUAUUAUCCAUCUAGAAAUCUUCAGGCUGAAGAAAUUAACUUAUUAGAGAAGGAGACCAAUUUAGUGCAUUGAGGCUUAUACUGGAAUAUUUAGGAAUGCACAAGUAAGGAGUGAAUGUGUAAAAAUUGAGAGCCAGCUUGGUCUGGUGCAGGGGUCUUCACACUUGGCCCUUUUAUGACUUGUGGACUUCAAC
Messenger RNA from Crotalus tigris (Tiger rattlesnake), 2544 nucleotides. It is a transcript of the gene IRF4, whose product is annotated as interferon regulatory factor 4. NCBI's taxonomy places the organism in Eukaryota, Metazoa, Chordata, Lepidosauria, Squamata, Viperidae. Gene Ontology annotation, biological process: regulation of transcription by RNA polymerase II; immune system process. Bases 170 to 1552 code for a protein of 460 amino acids. The record is from RefSeq and is a predicted model, not a curated record. Gene Ontology annotation, cellular component: nucleus. The transcript is spliced from 9 exons. Gene Ontology annotation, molecular function: protein binding; RNA polymerase II cis-regulatory region sequence-specific DNA binding; DNA-binding transcription factor activity, RNA polymerase II-specific.